This is a messenger RNA of Amphimedon queenslandica, 766 nucleotides long. RefSeq lists its product as uncharacterized. The coding region runs from base 28 to 696 and encodes 222 amino acids. Gene Ontology annotation, molecular function: protein binding. The record is from RefSeq and is a predicted model, not a curated record. Gene Ontology annotation, biological process: signal transduction. The transcript has 3 exons. NCBI's taxonomy places the organism in Eukaryota, Metazoa, Porifera, Demospongiae, Haplosclerida, Niphatidae.
UCUGAUAAAAUAUACCGCAAUCAAGUUAUGUUUCAUCUCACUGAGUGUGGUCACUAUGUUCUACUGAAGAACUGCAUCAAAUAUUUACAAGUUACUAUUACAGUGUGUCAUGGCUCUACUAUUUCUGAUGUUCCUUUUCCUGAAAUUCAAAAGUUUCUUUCACAGCAUUUGUCAAUUGUUAUAACCAAGUUGAGAUAUUCUGCCAGUAAAGUAGGUCAUUCAUUUGGUUUCUAUUGUACAUUAGAGGAUCAUGCUACAAGUGAUCCUCAUAUAGCCCAGUGUAUCAGUAAUGUGCAGAAUCCACAUAUAAAGUGUAGUGACAGUCCUUCUCCAAUGACAGCAUCACUGACUCCAGAGCAAGCCAUCUGGUUCAAAGAUGAUUCUAACACAUUAAGAACAACCUUUGAUAUAACGCAUCUCUCUAUGGUUAUUCAGUUUCUAAAUAAAGAGCAUUAUGAUGUAGCUACUUGGCAACAGUUAGGACUAGCACUGGGAAUCUAUCAACCAACACUUAACAAGAUUGAGAGUGAUGCCAGAGGUAAAACAGAAGACUGCUUAAGAGAAUGUCUGUCAUCUUGGUUACGUCAAGAAGAUAGUGUGAAAGAGAGUGGAAUACCCAAUUGGUAUACUUUAGCAAAAGCACUUGAUUCUAUUGGACAACACAGUAUUGCUGAUCUAGCUUAUGUUAAGCAUUAACUUAUACACACAUGAACCAAAAACUAUGCAUUACUAAGCACACACACAAACUAGCUGCAACAGACAUACC